Messenger RNA from Rotaria sp. Silwood2, 615 nucleotides. The record is from the annotation of a GenBank genome assembly. Lineage: Eukaryota; Metazoa; Rotifera; Eurotatoria; Philodinida; Philodinidae.
AUGAAAAAAAAACUGUAUUCUUAUUUAUUUGUAGGUGCUCCUAAUGUUGGUCGACAUGAAUUACGUCGUCGUCUCCUUCAAACCGAACCAAAUUUAUUCGAUGUUGCAAUUCCACAUACAACACGUGCUCGUCGUGAACAUGAAAUUCCUGAUAUUGAUUAUCAUUUUGUAUCAGAAGCGGAUUUUUUAGCAAAAGUAGCAUGUCAUUCAUUCGUUGAAUUUGGUCAAUAUGAUCGCGAUUUAUAUGGAACAUCGAUUGAAGAUAUUCGACAUGUUGUUUGUCGAAAAAGAAAAAUUUGUAUAUUAAAUUUAAAUCCAGAUGCAAUACGAACAUUUGAUAAAACGGAACUUUAUCCAUAUAUAAUUUGUAUUGCAGCACCAUCAUUUGAACGUUUAAAACGUUUAGAACUUGAUCGUCGUGAUCAUUUAACUGAUAAUGAUUAUCGAGAAAUUAUACGACAAAGUCGUUCACUUGAACGACAUCAUCAUUUAUUAUUUGAUUAUAUUAUAAUAAAUAAUGAUCUUGAUCGUACAUACACUGAAUUGCGUGAAGUUAUUGUACGUAUACAACAAGAUGAUCAACAGUGGGUACGAACAUGUUAUCGACAAUCAUAA